AUGCUCUAUGCUGGAGCUCAUCUCACCCGAAGGCUGGAUCACCAUGGAUGGAUACGAGUUUGCUCCCAACACAUAGCCGUCGGGACAACAGUGAACCGAGGAGAGGAUCUGGCGAUCAAGGGUGUCGUUUACAUCUUCGAGAUCGUGGAAGUUGUUCCUGACCUAAGCUCUAGCCAUAAGCGCUGGUAUAAGCUGAAGCUUCGGUGUAGAGAUGAUGCGAAGGGUCCCGUCACAGCGCUUUGUGGGAUGGAUGGCUAUCUUGUCUCCUCGAUGGGGCAGAAGAUAUUUGUCAGGGCAUUCGACUUGGAUGAACGGCUUGUCGGUGUCGCCUUCUUGGACGUCGGUGUCUAUGUCACAUCCCUUCGCACCAUCAAGAACUUAGGCUUACUGCUCUGUGCUUUGCGUUUGAUCUUUCCUGCGGGUUUUAUCGUUGGACGCGAACCUACCGCACGGCACAGUCUGAUAUUCGUGCGUAUGAUGCUGACUCCGCGGCCGAGUUUUUUGGUGCAAUCGCAAUCGCAGUCCCACUGGCGGUAG
This is a messenger RNA of Sparassis crispa, 537 nucleotides long. RefSeq lists its product as hypothetical. The transcript is spliced from 4 exons. The record is from RefSeq and is a predicted model, not a curated record. Gene Ontology annotation, molecular function: protein binding; nucleic acid binding. Bases 1 to 537 code for a protein of 178 amino acids. Gene Ontology annotation, cellular component: mRNA cleavage and polyadenylation specificity factor complex; nucleus. NCBI's taxonomy places the organism in Eukaryota, Fungi, Basidiomycota, Agaricomycetes, Polyporales, Sparassidaceae.